AUGGCACGAAGGGGAGCGGCGGCAAAGAAGGAAGAUGCCGCGCAGCGCAGCAAGAAUCUGGAGCGUAACCGCAUCGCUGCAUCCAAGUGUCGCCAGAAGAAGAAGGAAUGGGUGCUGGAGCUGGAAGAGACCAAGUCGGGCAUGGAGCUUCGCCACAACAGCCUGCGUGUGGAAUACUUUGCGCUUCUAGAUGAGGUGACUCGUAUAAAAAACCAGCUCAUGGCGCAUGCAGGAUGCAACGACCCCAACAUCAAUUUCUGGAUCGAAAAGGAAGCGCUCCGAUAUGUUGAGAGGUGUAUGGACCCUCCCGCAGAGAGGCGUCCAUCCAUUGCCGCCAAUGCUCCUGGAUCAUGCACCCUGCCAUCGCCAACAGAAUCGCAGCGGUCCCAACUGGAAUCGCCCAUACACAAACAUGAGGGCAUCAACCUCGACUACAUGCCUGACGAGCUACUAUCUGGUGAAGCUGUCUGAAGCUUAUCAACAAGGCACCAGAAAAGAACCAGUCAGGAAAUUAAAAGGGCUGUGGUGGACCAAGUAUAGAUUUAUCCUUUAUGGGGGACAGAGUGUACAUGAUGAUUCACACGGAGCAACUGCACUGCAGCUCGUCGCCAUCUCGUCGCUCCAGUGCCGACUCUCUUGAUGAGAGUCGUGGCGACAAAUGGCAGCCAUGACGGAUGGCGACGCAAGACAUAUUCCUGGAGGAUUUAUUAAUGGAUGGGGCUCCCUAAUUAAUACUGGAAUUACCCGGUCUAUGAUGCUACGAGCCCUGAGUAUCUUGGUAUUCAGCUUGACCUUUUGCCAUGGGAGGGAACGGAAAAAAGGAAGAAUUGGGGACUGAAAACUUGCAACUUUUGUUUUGCAAAUGGAGAGAGGUGGAUAUUUAAAAAGGGAGCUGGGGCAAUUGCAAGCGUUGUCGAGGGUCUGUAUUUGUGACAAUAUCCCGAACCGCCCAGUUUUGUUGUAAGUACCGUACAUACUUUAAUUACAAGUGCCGACGAAUAUAUCAAAAACGCACUCUUUUCAUCUUUUC
This is a messenger RNA of Trichoderma virens Gv29-8, 1030 nucleotides long. RefSeq lists its product as uncharacterized. Gene Ontology annotation, molecular function: DNA-binding transcription factor activity, RNA polymerase II-specific; RNA polymerase II cis-regulatory region sequence-specific DNA binding. The record is from RefSeq and is a predicted model, not a curated record. Bases 1 to 471 code for a protein of 156 amino acids. NCBI's taxonomy places the organism in Eukaryota, Fungi, Ascomycota, Sordariomycetes, Hypocreales, Hypocreaceae. Gene Ontology annotation, biological process: regulation of transcription by RNA polymerase II. The transcript has 2 exons.